AUGCAGGGCCCCGUGCUCGUUCUAAAUGCGAACACGAAGCGCGAGUCGGGUCGCAAGGCGCAGCUCGGCAACAUCGCGGCGGCCAAGGCGGUGGCGGACAUCAUCCGCACCACGCUGGGCCCGCGCUCCAUGCUCAAGAUGCUGCUGGACGCCACAGGAGGCAUCGUUCUGACCAACGAUGGAAACGCCAUUUUGAGAGAAAUCGACGUCACGCACCCAGCUGCCAAGUCCAUGAUCGAGCUGAGCCGCACACAAGACGAGGAGGUGGGCGACGGCACCACCUCCGUCAUCAUCCUUGCUGGCGAGAUGCUCCACGUGGCGGAGCCCUUUUUGGAGAAAGGCUUUCACCCCACCGUCAUCUGCAGAGCAUACACCAAGGCGUUGGAUGAUGCCAUAGCGGUGAUUGACAAGGUGGCAUUCAAGAUCGACGUCAACAACAGGAAGCAGAUGCUGAGCAUACUGCAGAGCUGCAUCGGCACCAAGUUCACCACCCGCUUCGGGUCCCUCAUGGCUGAACUGGCACUAGAUGCGGUGACGACAGUAGCAGUGGAGGUGGGGGGCCGCAAGGAGAUUGACAUCAAGCAGUACGCCAAGGUGGAGAAGGUGCCGGGCGGUCGGAUAGAGGACAGUGCGGUGCUGCGCGGUGUGAUGUUCAACAAGGACGUGGUGGCUCCCGGCAAGAUGCGGCGGCGCAUUGAGAACCCGCGAAUCGUGCUGCUGGACUCGCCGCUGGAGUACAAGAAAGGCGAGAACCAGACGAACGUUGAACUCUUGAAGGAGGAGGACUGGGAGCAGCUAUUGAAGAUGGAGGAAGAGUACAUAGCAGGCCUGUGUCGCCACAUAGCGGCCUUCAAGCCCGACCUCGUCAUCACGGAGAAGGGCCUCAGCGACCUCGCAGCCCACUACCUCUCCAAAGCCGGCAUCUCAGCCAUUCGCCGGCUGCGCAAAACAGACAACAACCGCAUUGCUCGUGCGGUAGGCGCCACCAUUGUGAACCGGGUGGAAGAACUACAGGAGAGCGACGUGGGGACGGGCGCGGGGCUGUUUGAGGUGCGCAAGAUCGGCGACGAGUUCUUCGCCUUCCUGGUGGAGUGCAAAGAGCCCAAGGCGUGCACCGUGCUGCUGCGAGGGGCGAGUAAAGACAUUCUCAACGAGAUGGAGAGGAACCUGCAGGACGCCAUGGGAGUGGCGCGCAAUGUGGUGGUGGACCCUCGCCUCGUGCCGGGUGGCGGUGCCGUGGAGAUGAGUGUGUCGGCCGCCCUCAAGGACAAGGCUGGCACUGUGGCAGGCAUUGAGCAGUGGCCGUACCGAGCGGUGGCGUCAGCCUUUGAGGUGAUCCCGCGCACGCUGGCGCAGAACUGUGGAGUGAGCGUCAUCCGCACCGUCACUGCGCUGCAGGCCAAGCAUGCACAAGGUGCCAACACGUCCAUAGGCAUUGAUGGCGACACGGGCGCCCUCACUGACAUGAAGGAGCUUGGGGUUUGGGAGCCGUAUGCAGUGAAGGUGCAGACGGUGAAGACAGCAAUCGAGGCAGCGUGCAUGCUGCUGCGCAUCGAUGACAUCGUCAGCGGGCUCAAGAAGAAACAGGCAGGUGGCGCACCGGGAGGGGGCAAGCCGCAGCUUGAUACUGGGGAUGACGUUGACUCGGAGCAGAUGCUGGCCGAGUGA
Closterium sp. Yama58-4 is the source of this 1668-nucleotide messenger RNA. The record is from the annotation of a GenBank genome assembly. NCBI's taxonomy places the organism in Eukaryota, Viridiplantae, Streptophyta, Zygnematophyceae, Desmidiales, Closteriaceae.